This is a messenger RNA of Oryza brachyantha (malo sina), 2217 nucleotides long. RefSeq names its product wall-associated receptor kinase 5-like. Gene Ontology annotation, cellular component: plasma membrane. The record is from RefSeq and is a predicted model, not a curated record. NCBI's taxonomy places the organism in Eukaryota, Viridiplantae, Streptophyta, Magnoliopsida, Poales, Poaceae. The transcript has 4 exons. The coding region runs from base 1 to 2178 and encodes 725 amino acids. Gene Ontology annotation, molecular function: protein serine/threonine kinase activity; polysaccharide binding; calcium ion binding. Gene Ontology annotation, biological process: protein phosphorylation; cell surface receptor signaling pathway.
AUGCAACGUGUGCUAUGGCUGCUGCUUGUUGCUGCUCUUCCUGCAGUAGCAAUAUUUUCUCCGGUUGUGGCGGCGGCGGCAGCAGCUCCUACCACACAGCAGCUUCGUCGUCCGGGCUGCCCGAGCAAGUGCGGCGAUGUUGACAUCCCCUACCCAUUCGGCAUCGGCGACGGCUGCGCCUGGCCGGGCUUCACCGUCGAUUGCAACCAGAGCUUUAGCCCUCCCAGACCGUACUACAGCAACAUCGAGAUCAUCGACAUCUCUCUGGAUACAGGGGAGAUGCUCAUCUACACUCCCGUGGUCUACGACUGCUACAACUCAUCCAACACCACCGACUCUUCUCUGACGUUGCAGCUCAACAUCACCGGGUCGUCGUUCCUGGUCGCUCCGAAGAGGAACGAGUUCACGGCCAUUGGCUGCGACACGGUGGCGUGGUUAGGGGGCAGGGACGACGGGAGCUACUCGACCGGCUGCAUCACGACGUGUGUGAGCUUGGACGGAGCUGCAGACGACGGUGAGCCCUGCACGGGGCUGGGUUGCUGCCAGGUCCCCUCCAUCCCACCCAACCUUACCACAAUAGUGCUCGAUUGGAGCACUUCCCCCAUUAACCGUGCGUGGAGAUUCAACCCCUGUAGCUACGGUUUCGUGGCUGUGAAAGGCUGGUACCAUUUCAGCCGGCAAGAUUUUCGCCGUGCCGGCAGCAACAUCUUCGUGAACCGUAGUGGAGAAUCAAGUGUACCGACAGUGCUUGACUGGGCCAUCCGGAACAACGGGUCGUGCUCACCAUUAACACGGGUAUCUCCUGCCUGUGUCAGCGCGAACAGCUACUGCACCAACACCACCAAUGGAGAGGGAUACCUCUGCAACUGUACCAUGGGAUAUGCCGGCAACCCCUAUGUCGCCGGUGAAGGCGGAUGCACAAAUAUUAACGAGUGUGAGCUUAGAAGAGCAGAUCCUACUAAGUAUAAGAAACUAUAUCCUUGUUCCUCUUAUAGUAGAUGCCAUGACACCGUUGGUGGUUAUGAUUGUAAAUGCCGGUUCCCAUUUAUUCGAGGGGAUGGUAAAAUUGAUGGCAAGGGAUGCCGCUCCAUAUUUCCCGCACCUGUAGUCGCCGUGGUUGCGACGUUCUUAGCUGUGAUUUUUCUUCUGGGCCUCGUGUUGCUGUAUAAUAUAUUGAAGCGUAGACAGCACUACGUAAACAAUGGUGGCCAAUUUCUAAAGGGUAUGGAAAUCAUUGAAUUCAAGGAGAAGAUCCUGAACAAGAUAACAGAGAAUAAAAAAACCAUACUCGGGGAGGGUUCCUUCGGAAAGGUCUACAAGGGAAUCCAUGACCACCAGCUGGUUGCCGUGAAGUACUGCAAGGCAAAGCGCAAGAUGCGGAUGCUCAGCAAAGUCAUGAUGAGGAGCAAGAGCCAAAACAUGUUAAAAAAAGGUUUUUUUUGGCCAUCACAAGAUUCAUCAAAAGAGCCUAGUCAGGAGAUAGUGGACGAGCUAAGGGUCCAAUCACAGCUCCGCCAUGAAAAUGUGGUCCGUCUCAUUGGGUGUUGCAUUGAGACAGAGGAACCCACGUUGGUUCUUGAGUACCUUCCCAAAGGGAGCCUCGAGAAGUUACUCCAUGGUUCUGAGCGGCAAACUCUCUCGCUGUUGCAACGCCUUGACAUCGCCAUCGGCUCUGCAGAGGCUCUCUCCUACAUGCACUCCUAUCCCUCCCACGGCAUCAUCCAUGGAGAUGUCAAGCCAGCCAACAUUCUCCUUGAUGAAAACCUCAUCCCUAAGGUAUCGGACUUUGGGUCAUCUGAGGUCACGCUAAAACACAAGCAUGCGUGUGCCGACAUGAACUAUAUCGACCCAGUGUCCAUGCAGACAGGAAAAACUACAAUGAAGAGCGACGUUUAUAGCUUCGGUCUUGUGCUCCUCGAGCUCAUCACCCGGAAGAGGGCCAGAUACGGUGAGACAAGCCUCCUAGUAGAAUUUGUCAACCAGUACAAAGAUAGCAAUGCAUGGAGGAAGAUGUACGACCAGGACUUGUCUGUAGAUUGCACGGAGUGCCUUGACAGGAUGGCCGCCAUCGCAGUCCGGUGUCUGGAAGUACCCAACGUGGACAAGAGACCAACCAUGGCGGAGGUGGUUAAGGAGCUUAAGCAGUUGAGGGAUCAAGCAACCACUCGUAUGUCCUAGCUAUAUAUAUAUGCAAUCGUAUGUCCUACAAGCUCUGGA